This is a messenger RNA of Scomber scombrus (Atlantic mackerel), 2823 nucleotides long. It is a transcript of the gene pdha1a, whose product is annotated as pyruvate dehydrogenase E1 subunit alpha 1a. Gene Ontology annotation, cellular component: intracellular membrane-bounded organelle. The record is from RefSeq and is a predicted model, not a curated record. The transcript has 11 exons. Gene Ontology annotation, biological process: pyruvate decarboxylation to acetyl-CoA. Gene Ontology annotation, molecular function: pyruvate dehydrogenase (acetyl-transferring) activity. The coding region runs from base 55 to 1227 and encodes 390 amino acids. Lineage: Eukaryota; Metazoa; Chordata; Actinopteri; Scombriformes; Scombridae.
GACAGAGCCUGUCAGAAGGACGGAUCGGUGCCGUGCAGCGCUAGCUCAGGAAAGAUGUUGACCAAUAUCUCUAACGUCCUGAGGGCUUGCGCUCAGAGGAAUGGGGGCGCAGUGGUCAUGUCAGCACGUACGUACGCUGACUUCACAUCCCAGGCUACAUUUGAAAUAAAGAAAUGUGACGUCUACAAGAUGGAAGAGACUCCAGCCACUGAGGUGGUUAUGACUCGUGAGGAGGGUCUGCAUUACUACCGCACCAUGCAGAUCAUGAGGCGUAUGGAGUUGAAGGCAGAUCAGCUGUAUAAGCAGAAGAUCAUCAGAGGAUUCUGCCACUUGUAUGAUGGCCAGGAAGCCUGUGCAGUUGGUAUUGAAGCAUCAAUUAAUCUGUCAGACCACCUGAUCACUGCGUACCGCUCCCACGGCUACACCUACACCAGAGGAGGGACUGUGAAGCAGAUCAUGGCAGAGCUCACAGGGCGAAGAGGUGGUAUUGCGAAGGGCAAAGGAGGCUCUAUGCACAUGUACACUGACAACUUCUAUGGAGGAAAUGGAAUUGUCGGAGCACAGGUCCCCUUGGGUGCUGGUGUGGCUCUGGCCUGCAAGUUUAAGGAAAACAACCAACUGUGUGUCUGUCUCUAUGGUGACGGUGCCGCCAACCAGGGUCAAAUCUUUGAGACCUACAACAUGGCAGCACUUUGGAAGUUGCCUCUCAUCUUCGUCUGUGAGAACAACAGGUAUGGUAUGGGUACAUCGGUGGAGCGAGCUGCAGCCAGCACGGACUACUACAAGAGAGGAGAAUUCAUUCCUGGUCUCAGGGUGGAUGGGAUGGAUAUUCUCUGUGUUCGGGAAGCAACUAGGGUUGCAGCUGAGCACUGCCGCGCUGGGAAGGGUCCUGUUCUCAUGGAGCUCCAGACCUACCGCUAUCAUGGACACAGUAUGAGUGACCCUGGUGUCAGCUACCGCACACGUGAGGAGAUCCAGGAGGUCCGCAGCAAGAGUGAUCCUAUCUCCCUGCUGAAGGACCGCAUGCUCAGCAACAACAUGGCCAGCGUGGAGGAGCUCAAGGAGAUUGAUAUUGAGGUGAGGAAGGAAAUUGAAGAGGCUGCUCAGUAUGCCACCACAGAUCCUGAACCCCCACUGGAAGAAUUGUGCAACCACAUCUUCGCCAACAACCCACCAAUGGAGGUGCGCGGCACAAGCCCAUGGUCCAAGCUGAAGUCUGUUAGCUAAAGUUUUUUCAUGACCUCACACACUCUUUAUAAUGUAUACCUCCCUUGCCACUACACAUACACACACAUCAUAUAUUGUGCCUCAGACCCAGAGCUUAAAUUUCAGCACUGUACAUUGAAACAGCUGGGGCCAUGUUCGCAAAGAUGUCCAGAAAAUAAAACAAUUGACAAGAAUAUUAAAUGGAUAAACCUUUUUUUUUUUUUUUAAAUGUGUGCUAAUUAUCUUGUUAGUUCCCCCUCUUUACAUUAUUACUGUUGACACCAGACAACAGUGCUCUUUGGUCUACCUUCAGAAAAAACAUUUACUGCCAUUCAUUUUUGCAGGUUAACUACAUAAAUUAUUACAGUUAACACAAAGCCUUACAGACUAUUAUAAAUUAAUAAGCACUUAACUUUUAACUUCUGAAGGUUUAUAGAAAAUCCGGCCCCAGGUGAAUAUAUUUGGUAGAUCCUAAAUUUGAGUGUUGGAUAGAUUUGAUUACCUCGGGUUACUUUUGAGGCUUAUCCUUGCUCAUCUCAAUAAGCGACCGACCUGUAAAAAAAAUGGCUUUGUACUCUUUAUACUUAAGUGUACACGAUAAAUCAUUCAAUUGGGGUAAUCGGCUCUUGCCAUUUUUUUUUUUUUUUAUCCCAUUUUACAGGCAACACAAACAGGCAGCAACUUAAAGACAAACAUUCUUGUGACUGUUGUUGCCAUCAAUAUGUCUCUGCAUAUGUUGCUUUCAAUAUACUGUAUGUAAGAAAGAAAGGAUUUCCAAGGGAAAGGUUUGAAAAAAAUUAACAUUUAUCUUGCCAAACCAAACAUGUGCCUGGCAGAUCUGGUCCUGUUUAGAAGAAGAAAGAGUCGUCUCAUGUUUGUGUCACACUAGAAGCUGAGCAGCUAAUUCGAUGCAUCUAGAUGUUCGAAGAUGCCUUCAGACUGUGUUUACAUUCAGUUGGUUAUUUUGCAGGUGCAUUUCUGAGUUUCAUGUCGCAAACAUCGACAGUUCAUUUAUAUUUAUUUGGAGAAGCUCUUGAAUGGUAUAUUUAUUAUCCUAAACAGUUACGUUCAAAAUGACCACAAGCUCAACCGUCUGUUGCCUGCAGUGAACAUAAACACAAUGCAUUCAUCAGCAAAGUUUCACUAUUCACAUUCAUAUUCCAAUCAAAGAAAGAUGUUGGGUUAACUAUUGUUGGGGCGGUAGCUUUAUGUGCUACUUAUGUUGUAUUGCUAAAAAGGUGUUUUGGGAUUGUAACAUAUCAGCAGUGAUACAUUAUCAGUUCAAAUGUAUAGGGAUACAUGGACACUUUAAAUUUCAGUCAUUAAAUAUCUGUCAUUGGUUUUCUUUUUCGUUAUUGGUAUUCAUAAAAAGUGUAACUAUGCUUGUAACUCCUUUUGAAGGGUACCAGAAGGGAAGGGUCUUUUCUCUGUAUGUGAAAAGUAUUUAAUCAAAUAAGAAGACUGACUUAAAUUUAAAAUGUCAUUACUUGUCUUACCAUUGCUGAAUAUACAGUCUGGGUAUUGGUAAACUGUUACAUUGAAGCAGGCAGAUGAUGCAAGGAAACACUCCAUGGACUGGUUUUAUGUGAGCGCCAUUGUAAUAAAGUCUGUCAGGUA